AUGCAGGCUCUCCGCACUCGAACCGCCUGCAUCGCUCGCCAGACGAAAACGCCUACGGCCCUCCGCCAGCCCCGCCGCUUCGCUUCCGACCACCACCACCAUGCUGAGCCCGUGAACGAGCCCAUCGGCAAGGGCUUCUGGGUCAGCCUCGCCGUCAUCCCCACGAGCUUCAUAGUCUACUCCAUCUCCCAGCCCGGCAAGGACGGCCAGGACCCGUGGCUCACCCGCAAGAUUCACUCCUACUGGUCCUGGCAGAGCGCCUGGGAGGAGCGCAACCACCUGCACACCAAGGCGGUUGAGCAGGCCGGUUUCGACCGCGCCCUCUUCUUCUACGCCGAGCCCAACAGGGAUGUCGAUGUCCGGUUCCCCGAGGCCCUCCAAAACUCGGCCGCGCGCAACGUCGUCGCCGGCUCGCAGACCAACCUCGACCACGUCGUCGCCCACUACCAGAAGAAGCACAUCGAGGACGAGGAGCGCAAGGCGAGGAAGCUGGCGGCGGAGCAGCAGUAA
Messenger RNA from Verticillium dahliae VdLs.17, 510 nucleotides. RefSeq names its product NADH:ubiquinone oxidoreductase 17.8kD subunit. The record is from RefSeq and is a predicted model, not a curated record. Gene Ontology annotation, cellular component: mitochondrion. The transcript is spliced from 2 exons. Lineage: Eukaryota; Fungi; Ascomycota; Sordariomycetes; Glomerellales; Plectosphaerellaceae. The coding region runs from base 1 to 510 and encodes 169 amino acids.